GGUUUUAAGAAAUUGUCAUGUCAUGAGCCACUAUAAGAGCCCCGUGCCAGUGGUCAAGGCUCAUCGAGAAAGGCGUUGGGGGCUCGCGUGCUACAGGCAUAGACAAGAGCGUCGUCACCAUGAGGCUCAUUGCCAGCCUUCUCACCUGCUUCCUCCUGGUUGGCGAUGUGCAGGGCAACUGGGAGGGUUCAUUGCAACGGGUGUUGAGCUAUCCAGGCACCUGCCACAAACAGCUGCAGGGCUCGGGUUACUUAACCAUACCCUACAACGAGAGUUGCCUCUACACGAUGAACGUUGACGCAGAUGAAGUGGUCAGCCUCUCUCUGAAUUACUUUUUUCCCUACUGCCUGAACAACACCACUGGAGUGAGCGUGCAUGAUGGACCAGACAAUAUGGCACCCAUUUUAUCCACGUUUUCCUGCGGCUAUAAUACUGCAGGCCUCGUGUCAACAAACUCAACCCUCUCUGUAUACUACUUCCAAAGUAGCAACAAUUAUUCCUUAUCAUACGUCUACAUCUCAUUCUAUGCAUCACCUGCUUCCUCAAGGUGUGGGGGGAGGCUGGAUGCUCAAAAUAUGAUGCUGACAUCUCCAAACUACCCACACAACUAUGAGUACAACUCCAGUUGCACUUGGGAAGUCUACGCUCCACCCGGAUCUGUUAUUUAUCUAUAUAUCAAUGAUUUUGAGGUACUGGAUGAGCCCGGGGCUGAUAGAACUCGCAGUCACAACCGGCAGUGCGACCACGACAGCCUCACCGUCCUGGAGAAUGACAAAGGAAGCAGCUCGGUGGUGACUCGUCUUUGUGGGAUCCUGCCAGCCAGCCAAGUGUCCACCACUGGCAACAUGACCCUGCAAUUCACCUCGGAUGGCUCGGGGAAUGGAAGGGGGUUUAGCCUUAGCUUAUACCGUAACGAGAACGUCUGUGGAGGAACACUGGAAGGUACUAAUGGUACUUUUGGCAGCAACUACAGUUAUCAGUCCUGUUAUUGGCAUAUCACUGUCCCCGAAGGAAGCGUCGUCCACAUCAAUGCAUCAUCAAAUUGCAGUUGGUACAGCUACUAUCAAUGGGCAAUCUACGAUGGCGACUCCACGUUUGCACCUAUUCUCAGCCAAGGAUACAGUUUCUUCUACUGGGGGUGUGCACAAUUUUCUGUAAAAUCAACGGGGAACAGUGUCUUAAUCCGCUACUAUGGGGAAGGAUUCACAGCUACCUACACAGCAGUCGCUGCGGAUCAGUCGUUUGACUGUGAUUUCAAUGGAGGCUUCUGUGGCUGGGGAUCCUGGUCUGAAGAUGUCUUUCACUGGGACAUAGUGGACAGUCGGUUCUAUCCAUCAUAUGAUGGGAGUUCCUUCACUGGAGUACGCAUAAGAUCUCAACCCAGGAACGGCGCGCAAUUGAAAAGCCAUCUGCUGAGCCCCGUCUUGCAGCCUUUCAAUGGAACUCGCUGCCUUCGCUUUAAAUUUGGACCUUACAACAGUGCCAGUCUCACGCUCCGCGAUGCAUCGGGCCGCGGGGGCAUGGUGGGGGACGGGAAUCUUCCCCUGCUGUGGAGGCCCAGUCUGUUAAACAUAGCGGACGUGGGCGGUGACCAGCAGCAGUGGUCGCAGGCGUUCGUGAACAUCUCCGCGGACGUCACUCAGGUGCUGUUUGAGACAACCAGUAGUGUAAUCGAGACUCUGGCUGCGAUCGACAACGUGGAGUUGAAUCCAGAAGCCUGCCCGAGUGACGAUGUGUGUUACGAGGCGGUCAAUGCUGACGAUGGUGUCAUCGUGGCCAAUCCUUCUGAUGGCAAUGUGACCUCAUCGUGCAUCUGGGAAAUAACGGUCUCCACGGGAAAAAUCAUUCAGCUUCAACUGAACCUAAAUCUGAUCUAUAACUCGUACUGUGCAUCUAUUAACAACGUUAAAAAUGGGUCGUUGAGCCAAAUUAAUCCGUCCUAUUAUAACUCAAAUCCAUAUCAAUAUUACUCUUCGGAAAAUCAGCUCAUCGUCAGAUUUAACAAAGGGUGCUCAAAUCAUUCAAGUUAUAUUAUUGGGAACUUCACUGCUAUAAACCCAAAUGAGAUAUUUGGAUGUGGAGGGAUUUUGAACAACACCUAUGGAUGGAUAUCUUCCCCAAACUACCCAAAUGACUACAGCUACAAUCUGCAUUGCGAGUGGAGAUUCGAGGCACCAGAUGACGCAGAAAUUUACGUGACUUUCUACAUAACUGACAUUGAGGAAUCCGAUGGAUGCACCGCAGACAGUCUCCAGAUUUACAAUGAAAGCACCACGGUGUCCGACAGGCUUUGCGGGACCUAUGUAUACAGGAGAGUCACAUUGACUGCACCAGCGAGGAUUGUGUUCACGUCUGACGGGCAAAACGAAGGUCGUGGGUUUGAAAUGUACUACAGAGUUUCCGUGCCAUGUGGGGGGAACAUGUCUGGGUGGCAAGGUUCAAUUUCGACCCCGUAUAAUGGUGGUGUGUACAACCAGUACUGUGUCUGGACAAUAGACACGCCACCCAACACCAUCAUCAAGCUUUCCUUCCAACAAUUCAGCAUUCCAUACGAGUACAAAAUUGACAUUUACGAUGGAGCAACUCAGGAGGCUCCUUACCUUGGCCGAUUCAGUGGAGACAUUGUUCCACCUCCAAUUCUGUCCACGGGGAAUUCUCUCUACCUCUAUUUUUACAGCCCGAGUAGCUACUACUAUCCAACAUUCAAUAUCUUCUAUGAAGCGAUGAAGAUCGAAACGGUUGCCGUGCUGCAGUCUCCCGGGAGAAUCUCGUCCGGUGGCGUGACCCCGUUCUACAACGACACCUUGUUCUUCGUGUGGGAAGUGAACGCCGGCCCAGGCCUCAACGUCAAACUCAAUUUCUCAUUGCUUAGACUGGAGGACGACCCCCUGUGUCUCAAUGAGAGCCUCACCGUCUAUGACGGGUGGAGGUCUCCAAACACCAGCCUUGGCUCCUUCUGUGGGUCCAGGCUGCCCCCAUCCGUGCGAUCGACAUCUUCUAGCCUCCAGCUGCUCCUCCGCCUCCGAAACAAUCAGCCCUGGAAAGGGUUCGACCUGAGCUUUCUUGAAACUUCGCAGGUGCCAUCUAUGAAAGGAUGCGGCGUCCAAUACUCUGCGGGUGGUAGGGACCGCAUUGUUGGGGGGACGCCCGCCACGAGUGGCAAGUGGCCCUGGCAGGCAAGCCUCCGCAAUUACGGGAGCCACGUGUGUGGCGCCAGUCUCAUAUCCGAGCGCUGGCUCGUAGCGGCUGCUCACUGCUUCAUGUACAACAGCGACGUCUACGAGUGGCAGGUGUACCUGGGCAUCACGUACAUCUACGACAGCGCUAACGCAGUGAUAGUGAACGUGGCUCAGAUCAUCACUCACGAGCGUUUCAACAUCAGCACCAUUGACUACGACAUUGCCCUGGUGCAGCUGAGUGACCCCGUCUCUUUCAACCACCGCGUCUCACCGAUCUGCCUGCCACCGAGCACCAGCCAUUUCCCACAGCCCGGCAAGACCUGCUUCAUCUCGGGCUGGGGACGGACAUCAUUGGCCGAGAGCGGCAUACACUAUGACCUCCUGGAAGCUCCCAUGCAGAUCUUCAGCCAUGAAGCCUGCUCGUCGAACCUGAUGAACGGGGACUUAAUCACGACACGCAUGAUCUGCAUCGGACACCCUGCCGGUGCAAUAAGCUCCUGCCAGGGAGACUCGGGGGGCCCCCUCGCCUGCCAGGGCACAGACAAGGCCUGGUAUCUGAGCGGUGUCACCAGCUGGGGCUUUGGCUGCGCUCUCCCCAUGAAACCCGCCGUCUAUACCAAGACCAGCAAGUUCCUGCCGUGGAUCAAGCGGUACACAGACCUGCCCUGAGGACGGAUGAACGAUGCACACGGGCGGUAGUUCUACAAUGUUCAUUGCUCGUCAGGGCCACCAGAUGGCGCUCUAGACGAGUGGUUUGCCGCUUGCGUUUGAAUUUAAUUUUAACAAGCCCCAAAGUUACUGUACGUGAUAUCUCAGCAAAGUUCGAAAAACGUCAUGUUUUGAGGCUCAAAGCUCAUCAUUGCUAACUUGACUUUGUGUUUCCCAAUCUGAAAUCAGUUUCUUUUCGUACAUCGUUGGGUUAAGGAAAAUAAGCGAAAUUAUUCGAUCAGGGAAGUAUAUUUUACUUUGAUUUAGGGAAAAUAGAUCUUUUUUUUAGACAGAUAUGUUUUAACUGUCUUGGGUGUAUUUGUCAUAACUGGAAAAGGAAAUAAAUAUGUUGCUUUGCACGUU
Messenger RNA from Lethenteron reissneri (Far Eastern brook lamprey), 4250 nucleotides. RefSeq names its product cubilin-like. Gene Ontology annotation, cellular component: membrane. NCBI's taxonomy places the organism in Eukaryota, Metazoa, Chordata, Hyperoartia, Petromyzontiformes, Petromyzontidae. Gene Ontology annotation, biological process: proteolysis. Gene Ontology annotation, molecular function: serine-type endopeptidase activity. The record is from RefSeq and is a predicted model, not a curated record.